Messenger RNA from Malus domestica (apple), 1976 nucleotides. The record is from RefSeq and is a predicted model, not a curated record. NCBI's taxonomy places the organism in Eukaryota, Viridiplantae, Streptophyta, Magnoliopsida, Rosales, Rosaceae.
AACCAGAUAGAAAACAGAGAGAAGAAAAGCAGAAAGCCAAACGCAGAAGCCAGAUGUAAGAAGGACUCCUCCUUCUUCAGCUUCUCUCCGCCGUACACCGCACUAGUACUGGCGAGCACUCGGAGGUUGAAUUUGAUUGUAUCAGUGUCGGGUUCGAAUUGGGUGUGAGGGACUUGCGGGCGGGAAGCCUUUCUUGGUGAGGUUGCGUUUGAUUUUAUCAGCGUCGGGUUCGAAUUGGGUGUGACUCACACCGUGUGAGGGACUUUUGGGAGGGAAGCUUGCAGAGCUUCCAUGGCUGAAGGUGUGAAGUGAAGGUGUGAAAUGAUAUCAAGUCGUUACAUAAAAAAAAAAAAAAAAGCAAGCAAUGUUCUUUUGAUAAUAUAACAACCGACAGGAGGCGGGUAAUAAAAAGGAGGGAAAAAGGAGAAAAGGAAAAAAGCGGUUGAGUUCGGUGAGGCAUUUCCACAAACACUUGGGCUGCGGAAACAACCAAUAAAAUGCUGCGCCAUCAAACUUGUCUCCCGCCGAUGCUACAUAUUUCCCCUCUGCACCGCACCCGCACUCUGAACUCUCUUCCUUGCUAUGCUACUUCGAGAAAAUUCGAUUCGGAGCCCGACCUCAUAGCUCGCUCCAAUCCGAAACCGAAAUAUCGCAGCCGUAAAGCGGAAACUUCUGAACACGAAGGUGAAGAGCCAGGCGAGACGUUUCCAGCGACGAUUCCGAGAAAGCCGCGGCGCGGGCGCAGGAGCGAAGCGGCUGCGGUUGAAGAUUACAUGCGGGAGUCACUUGAUCGGACGUUUGCGUCGAUCAGAGAGCAGAACCCAGAAAUUGUUGAGAAGAAAGAUGAAGUAAUGAAGAGGAAAGUGGACGAUGGUGAGGAGGAGGAUGAGGAGGAGGAGGGUUUUGGAAGGGAGAAGAGCAUGGUGGUUGAGGAAGAGAGCAAGGAUUGGCCGUUGGAUGCCGAUGUGGGGUGGGGGAUUCGGGCGUCGGAGUACUUCGAGAACCACCCAAUUCGAAACGUGGUGGACGACAAUGGGGUUGAGAUUGAUUGGGAAGGCGAGGUUGAAGACAAUUGGGUGAAGGAGAUCAACUGCUUGGAGUGGGAGAGCUUUGCUUUUCACCCAAGUCCUCUUCUUGUUCUUGUUUUCGCGAGGUACAACAGAGCAAGCGAGAAUUGGAAGGCGUUGAAAGAGCUCGAAAAGGCGGUCAAGGUCUACUGGAAUGCCAAAGAUCGAUUGCCUCCUCGGUCGGUUAAGAUAGACAUCAACAUCGAGAGAGAUUUGGCUUAUGCUCUUAAAGUUAGAGACUGUCCUCAGAUUUUGUUUGUACGAGGAAACAGGAUCUUGUACAGAGAGAAAGAGAUUCGGACUGCAGAAGAACUGGUUCCGAUGAUCGCGCAUUUUUACUACAAUGCAAAGAGGCCCUCCUGGAUUGAUGCCAAUGAGUUCUCUUCGCCUUGCUAAUGGCAUUCUGGCAACGGAUUAUGUGCUGGUGAGAUCGUUGGUUUACUUAGAAGUUUGAAGCGUGGAGCGUGAUCGAAAGCAGGUUGCAUUUGCAGGUAAAAGCUGUUGAUCCCUUGGAUAUUGGUCUUGAAUGAGUGUUAACAUCGAGAAGAAGGUCUUAGAGGUUGCUGAAAUGGUAUGGAUUGCCAUGAUGCAGCCACUACCAUCUUCACCAUCCACAAAGAAGAAUUGGAAACUUUACUAGUAGCCAAAAAUUAGCAAACGAGGAAAUUAGAUGAGCAUAACAAGCUCCUUGAAACCCUAUAUGGAUUCUUAACACUAUUAUUUGUUAGGAGAUUUCUCGAUCUUCAUUUUUGUUUUCCAUUUUAUUCAUGGAUUUGUGUAUUUAUUUUGCUUUUUCAUUUUUAUGUCUUUUUUGAAGCUAUUAUUAUUUUAGUGUCCAAGCAAGCAAAUAAGUGGAACCCAUUGUUGCCACAUGGGCAUUGAAUGAAUAAAUGACUGGGACUUAAAAAU